Papilio polytes (common Mormon) is the source of this 5117-nucleotide messenger RNA. RefSeq lists its product as uncharacterized. NCBI's taxonomy places the organism in Eukaryota, Metazoa, Arthropoda, Insecta, Lepidoptera, Papilionidae. The record is from RefSeq and is a predicted model, not a curated record. The transcript is spliced from 32 exons. Gene Ontology annotation, cellular component: membrane. Bases 162 to 5117 code for a protein of 1651 amino acids.
UGAGACUUUUUGUCUUCAGGCUUCUGUCAGGUGAUGGUUUUGGAAAAUACACCGUGUUUUACAAUUUAAUAGAAUAUUGUAUAUUGGGACUAUGACGCCAAAUAUUUUUAAAUUAUUUUACAUUCGAGAUACGUAACAAACAAUUUUAUACCAAAAUAAAAAUGGCUAACUUUGCGUUGCUCUGGAAGGCACGCAUUAUCGAGAAAUAUAGAUCGGAAUAUGAAAAAGAGAAAAGUAAUUCAGUGCUACAAACCAACGUUGAAGUUCCGAAAAACACAUUGAUGCAAAAAUGGUCAUAUUACAGCUAUAAUACUAAAAAACGUUUGGUAAAGAAGUUCAAACAUUUGUGCCCCGAAGGAUCGUCCGUAUCCAAUUUGCUUGUUUAUUUGACAACAGAUCAGACAUUUCCAAAUUUCCUAAUGAAGAGCGUCAUCGGAUUUAUUGGAGGGAUUGUAUUUACAUAUUUAUGCUUCAUGUUUUUCGUAUUUCAACUAUCAAUAUCUUUGAUGCAUGCUACAAUUAUGAGUUCGAUAAUCGGCGUCCUACUUACUCUAGGAUUGGCUUUUAGCUAUCGAGUAAGAUGUCUUGUAUUCCUGCUGAUACCGCAAUUCUUCUCCCGCGUGGGGAGAUAUACGUUGACCUGCUAUGCUCUAGUACUAAUACUAACCGGCCCUGCGACAAACACUUUAAAGAACUCUGAAGUAUUAUCCGAGUCAAUGGCCUGUCAUCAGGAACAAAUAAAGACCAGCGUGAAGGAUAUAACGGAUUCAAUAAAGAAUCCAUUUAACGCAAUGAAAGAUUGGAUAGAGACAAUGACUGAAGGUAUAAAAGGUAUCGCAAAGAAGUUAAAAACAACACUAAUUAGUACACAUCGAUUGGUGAUUAGUAUUGCCAAUGUUCUAGAAUCUUCCUUUCCAUGGUUGAAUUCGAUUACUAAGAAAUGUAACCAGAAGUUAGGGACGCCGUACAAGCAUUGCGUCCGUAUGUUGAACUUGGGUGGAGGUAGAUUGUUACGAUCUAAAGUACCCAGAUUCUUUAACUAUGAAUAUCUCGCUGAAGUAUCAUGUCAAUCUUUGAAACGCUUCAAAAGAAUAUUUGAAAUUGCUGAUUAUACCAGGACUACUAUUGUUGCGACGAUGAAAAGAAAGUUCAAGAGCUUUGCGAGUCGUGUCCAGUCGUUGCUCUGUGUCAAGAUUCACGUCCACCAUUCAUAUUCGUUUAGUAGCAAUGCCAGUCGCUCUGCCAGUCAAGUCGCGGCUGGCAUCGUCACUGAGAUCAGGAAUAGAGCUGAUCCAUUACUGACUUGGCUGUCUUGGAGCUCCUGUGUUACUAGCUUGUUUCUAUUGCUCAUUAUUUUUAGGGCGAAAAAAUACCAACACAUGUACGAUACAAGAUCUCGUUUCGACAAUCGUUAUAUUACUAAAGAGCUUAGGAAUUUGGAUUUUGAAAGGCUCAAAGAAGGCAAAGAAACGGUUCUGCCGUUGAAUCGUCGAGAGAAAGCCAAGUAUAUUACUACAACUUCAUUUAGAUUAUUGGCGUCAGAGAAAAUCUAUCUUACUCGAUCUAUUGUUCAUAUGGUGAUUACAACAUUUAAGCUACUUAUUCAUAUGGCUGCAGACUACAGUCUGUAUUGGGUUUUGAUGACGAUACGAUAUCAUGAAAGAUUCCAAACGCCUUUGCAACCUGGACCUACAAAUGCGGGUGUGCAUGUAUCAGGCAAUGGUCCUGUGGCAGAAAUGCUUCGUUCUUUGAUUGGAUUCUUGACUUUACCUCUGUCUGCACACCCUUCUUCUACAGUCUCCUGUCUACCUAACCCUGAUCCACCUGAUUUGUAUCGUUAUACACAAAUCGGUGUACUCAUAUUUCUUCUAUGGUUCUUUGCUCUGUUCGAGCCUUAUGGACUAAGACUGAGCCAUGUUAUAAUGGGACAUUAUCGACCGGAACGCGCUAAAGCCAGAGCCUUAUGGCUUUACAACCACAUAUUAAAGAGUAGAGGUGGUUUUAUGAAGUUCGCAAGAAGAAAGUUGCAUAAAGAAUAUAAGUAUUUUAAAAAAGAUGAACAUACUUUCGUGGAAUGGCUGGAUUCUUUUUUACCAUGCUGGUGGUUACGUUGUUUAUUAGGAACUAUACCAAAAGAACCAAAUUGUUUACUAUGUGGAACUGUUGAAGAGCCAAAUAAAUUAGAUUCUAAACUUGUCAGAUGUGAUACUAUAAAAUGUCCUGGAGUCUAUUGCCAACAUUGCUUCAAUGAUUUGGGACAGUUAUGUACAAUUUGCUUGAACCCUGUGGACUACGGCGACUUAAGUGAUGUUAGUUUAGAAAAAGGUUCUUCCGAAGAUAGUAACAGUGAUUGUCAGGAUUUCGAUGAUCAAAUGGACGCUGAGGAUGAUGAAAAUUUUAAACAAGACCACAAUACUAUUGACAAACAAAAAAACAUCUGUCGGUUUGAAUUAUUGCCAAAAAAUCAAACCGAUGCAAGAAAUUUGUUUAUAUCUCAAACAAAAAGUAAAUUUACAGAAGAGAAUUCAUACAGAUUUAAGAAUGGUCGACGUCCUCUUGCUGAACUGAAUGGGAAUCAAAGGAAAGAAGACAUUUUACAAAAUUUCCAUAAUGGUUAUCACCUUGAUGUAAAAUUUGAAACGAAUUUACUGCCUUUAAGUGUAUCUAGUAAACAAUACAGUAAUAUAUAUCCUAGCAGCACUUAUUACCCUACAAGUGUUGAUGAAAAAGUUGAAAAAAAUUGGAGAAUAUCUAAACACAAUGUGAAAUUCCAACUCGAUAAAGAUUACCAUAAACAUUCAAAAGAAAAUAAAGAAAACAAUGAUUCUAGAAGACUUUAUUCAAAGUAUAAUGAUGCUGGAGACAAUUUUAAAUAUAGGAGGAAAAUUAAAGAAAAGAUUGACGGAAUUAAACAGAAGCCAAACCUUAUUGAUUAUCUGAGAAGUAAAAUAAGCAAGAUGCAAUUUCGUAGAGUAAAACUAUUUUCCACAAGUCUACCUACAUUGUGCGAUUCUAAAUAUAGCUCCUACAAAUCCAGGAAUAACUUGCACAUCUUAGCAUCAGGUUGCAGUGAUUAUCCUUCCCCAAGAUCUAGUUACUAUGAGAUCAAAUUUAAAGCCAGCUCUCUAACUGUUUGUAGAGUGGAACAAUCUAAUAAAUUUGCCAAAAAUCUGCGACAUAAUUACAAAAGCAUUAUACGGUGCAGCAGCAAAGAUAGGAAAAGUAAUUCUCGUCUGUUCGCCAAUGAAACUGAUUAUUGCAGCUGCGAUUACAACUUCAUAGAACCGCAGAAUGUGUCUGAUUAUUGUAAAAGUUCUUGCUUUAUAAAAUCUAAUAAAUCAGAAACGAAUUCUAAACAAACGUUGGACAAUAAAAAAUCUAGUAAAACGCCUCAGGAUGAAUCUAACAAAGAAGAUUUAUCUAAAACUAACGAAGGCAAUGAUAAUUCAGCAGGUCAAGGUGAUAAGCAAGAACCUAAUAAACCCGAGAGUAAAAGCACUUGUCGUUGCAUCAAGCGUAUGCGUAGGUUAUGCUUCUGUCGACAUAGGAAAUUCAGUUUCACCCCGUGUUCAGUUUUCAAAAAGGUGUUCAGAAGUAACAAGAAAAUCUCACCCAGAUCUCAGAAAACUAAUCAUAAAAAGAGAAAAAAGAACAACAGUCACUCUUCAAGUCGUAAAAGCGAUGAAAAUAUCAAAGAAGAUGAAGCUGCUAGAAUUUAUAGACUGUCUGAAUACAUCGGCCAACAGGAUUGGAAGAAAACACAAUUUAGUAAAUCUAAUCAUUUGGAAUUAAAAAAGAGGAAGAUAUUUAGAACUAAUUCAGCUAAAAGUCUGCACAGACUUAAACUUCAUUCUGGAUCUAAAAUGGUCGAUGUUGUUAAUGUCCCAAAAGCUAAACAAAAGAAGAAUAGAAACAAUAGGAAAUUAAUAAAUGCAAUUGAAGAUGUAAUAGCUGGACAAGAAACUGAUAUUGAAUUGAAAUCAAAUUCGAAGAAAAUGACCAUCACAACAGGAGACGAUACCACGAAAACACCGAAAUCCUUACUGACACACAAAUGGUUUAAUAAUUACUACUCCUUACUACCGAAUACAUCAUCAUUUUCUUUGAGAACGAUUAUGAAGGCAAAGAGAGCAGCAAACUCUGUCUCUGAUUAUGGAAUGUCUCGAAGUUUAAGAUAUUAUUGUUCCAUAGGAAAUACUGAAUUUGAUCAAAUUGAUUGGCCGGAUGCAUUUAAAACUAGAGGUCUAACGAAACAUUUAUUGAAAAAGGAAGAAGGAACUUUGAAAUCGUUAAAGGGAGAGAGUGAAGCCUCCCCGUAUCACAGCUGUUGCUGCAGUUCCGAAGAUAUAUCCAAGAAAUAUUUGAACAAUUUUAAACAUUACCAACCCAAUAAUUUAGGCACAUCUUCGGUUACGUUUAAUUUCAAAACUGAAUUUGAAAUGCUAUCGAAACCGGUUCGCGGUAUUAAACUUAAAUCCAUCAAACAUGCAAUGUCUGAUCGGUUUCUACAUUUGAGAUUAAGAAAUCCACUGCCGUUGGUAAGAGAUUUUUACUCGAGUAUGCUUGAUGCGAAAAUGAGAAAAACACAUGGUAAAGAAAACGACGGUAAAUGUAAAGCCGUAACGGUUCAUCCGAGACGUAAAUCAGCGACUUGCCAGUGCGACGGUGUCUGCGACGCUGAAUUAGGCGACUGUCCAAAUUAUGAAUUUAAGAAAGAACGAGUUGAAUCGACCAAUCGACGCCCUAUGCUGGAUACCUCGUGUGAGACACGAGAAUUGCUGGUACAGAAGCCAGAGUUGUCGAAGACGUCGACAGGGAAUCAGGCCGCUUUUGAAAUGAAUCGGAGAGAAUAUCCAACAUCAACAUCUAACAACAGUCUUUCUACAGUUAACAUCAGAAGUAUGUCUUUCCUCAUCGUACAAAAAUCCAGAGAGCAGCCCAGCAACACAGACCCAAUGCAAAGGGUGGAAACAGUUAAUAAAAGUGUUGACACUUCACACUCGGUAUUACGUCAGAGAAAUGAAAUAACAAACACGACACCAAUGCACAACAAGACACACACAGCUGUCGGCUCCAGUCAUUUUGUAGAGACGGUAUAUCGUGCUGUAGUGUUCUGA